This is a messenger RNA of Paramuricea clavata, 944 nucleotides long. The record is from the annotation of a GenBank genome assembly. NCBI's taxonomy places the organism in Eukaryota, Metazoa, Cnidaria, Anthozoa, Malacalcyonacea, Plexauridae.
AUGGGUUCAGUUUCAAUUGAUUAUGAAACACGCGACGAUUGGACUGCAUAUAUAGAAAGAGUUGAACAGUAUUUCCUUGCGAACAACGUAGCCGAUGAUAAAAGAGUUCCAGUAUUGUUGAUAGUAAUCGGAGGUAAGACGUAUAGUUUAUUGCGAACACUGACUUCUCCUGAUAAACCUUCGACAAAAUCAUUUGAUCAAAUAGUGGCAAGGGACAUUUGUCGCCCAAACCCUUAAGACCUGUUUACACUUGCAAUUUUUGCUGCGAUUUCUAGUGCGAUUUUCUUCUUCUGACGGAUGUGAACGAGUAAAUGUAUUAUAGAUGUUCAGAUGAGGGUACACAUACUCAAAACAUUCCUAACUCAUCUACUCAUUCACAUCCAUCAGAAGAAGAAAAUUGCACUAGAAAUCGCAGCAAAAAUUGCAAGUGUAAACAGGCCUUUACUGAUCGCAGAACGAUUUAGAUUUCGUAAGCAGGAAACUGGCUAGGAAAGAUCACACUAGAUUGGAAAGCAAUCAAUACAUUGGCAACCACACCACCAGGAAAUCCAUCAACCCGAUUACAAGAGAUUCUCGAAAAGUAUGGUGAUGUUUUCGAAGAAGAUAUUGAUCUGCUAAAGACUACCAAAGCAAAGCUGAACCUGAAAGAAAACAGCCAGCCAAAGUUCUGCAAAGCAAGACAAGUACCAUAUGCUCUGCGACCAAAAGUUGAGGUUGAGUUGACCAAGUUGCAGAAUGAUGGCAUCUUGACCAAAGUUGAUUGGAGUGAACGGGCAACCCUAGUUGUUCCAGUGAUAAAGAAGAAUGGCAAUGUUCGAUUGUGUGGUGAUUUCAAGCAAACCAUCAAUCCAGUCUUGCACGUUCAACAAUACCCUCUCCCACGGAUUGAUGCUAUUUUCGCCUCCCUCGGCGGUGGGCAAAAGUUCAGCAAGAUUGAUCUGUGA